AAAGAAGGCGGAGCCCAGCAGGGGAGCCCCUCCCUUUCCUCCUGUCACAACGGGCCUCGCAGCCGGAAGGAGCGUUUCGCGGGCUUUCCAACUGCCAGCCAAUCCCGCUCCCCCUCCCAGCAGCAGUGACUCCGCGCUUUUCCACCCGCCCGCCGACUCUGCGCAAGCGCGUCGGACAGGGGCGGGGCGCGCGGCCGGGACGUUGAGGGGCGGGGUGAGAUGAGCCAAUCAGAAGAUUCAUUUCCGGGUGGCGCGGGCGCCAUUUUGUGAGGAGGGAUAUAAACGGGCGCUGCAGCCGCCGCCGGCCCAGUUGCUUCUCUGGUGGAGUCGGUUGGGUUCGUCUAUUAUAGAGUUUUCCAGUUCCACCUUUCCAAACGUCUCCACGCGGAAACCAACCGCCAGGAAAGAGGCGCGGCGUCGAGCCGAGCUAACCUGAGGAAACCGCUGCCGCUGUAGCCGAGCGCGCGGGCCCGCCGGGGCAUUAGUUCGUCGGCGCGCAGCCCCGGCCCGACUCUCCAGAGCCAUGAGUUACGGUCGCCCGCCUCCCGAUGUGGAGGGCAUGACCUCCCUCAAGGUGGAUAACCUAACCUACCGCACCUCGCCCGACACCCUGAGGCGCGUGUUCGAGAAAUACGGGCGCGUCGGCGACGUGUACAUCCCGCGGGACCGCUACACCAAGGAGUCCCGCGGCUUCGCCUUCGUCCGCUUCCACGACAAGCGCGACGCCGAGGACGCCAUGGAUGCCAUGGACGGAGCCGUACUGGACGGCCGCGAGCUGCGGGUGCAGAUGGCGCGCUACGGCCGCCCCCCGGAUUCACACCAUAGCCGCCGGGGCCCCCCACCCCGCAGGUACGGGGGCGGCGGCUACGGACGUCGGAGCCGCAGCCCUAGGCGGCGUCGCCGCAGCAGAUCCCGGAGUCGGAGCCGGUCCAGGUCCCGGAGUCGAUCUCGCUACAGCCGCUCCAAGUCCCGGUCCCGCACUCGCUCAAGAUCGCGAUCCACCUCCAAGUCCAGAUCGGCGCGAAGAUCCAAGUCCAAGUCCUCGUCGGUCUCCAGAUCUCGCUCGCGAUCCAGAUCCAGGUCUAGGUCCAGGAGUCCUCCACCCGUGUCCAAGAGGGAAUCCAAAUCCAGGUCGCGAUCUAAGAGCCCUCCCAAGUCUCCGGAAGAGGAAGGAGCGGUGUCCUCUUAAGCAAAUGCUGCGGUCUCCUGUUUGAUAAAAGAAUAUUGGCCAGUAUUGCAGAUUUUAACUGAUUUGGCUGAUCCUCCAGGGACCAGUUUCUGUGGGCGUGUAUUGGAGCAGGUUUGUCUUUAAAUGUUAAAGAUGCACUAUCCUCUUAGAGAAAACAAUCAGUUCAACUAUUGUUGUACUGACUGGGACUUCAUAUUCUAAUGGAUGUGGCAAAAUUGCGGAAAAGAAGCAAUGAACUUUCGGAACCAAAAGUUUACAGGUAUUGAUUGCACUGGGUGGGGAAAGGAUAGUGUGUCUUUAACUCUCAAAUUGUUUGGUCCUAUUUUUUAAAAGGAAAGGGCCCUAAGUAGCUCAGAUGUUAAAGCAUUCUAAAAUGCCAAUGGUUUCAUUUGAAAACUAAAAACUUAAAAUAUAUUGACUAAUUGUUUUGUUUGGAUACAGCCCAACCCCCUCCCCCUCCUUUUUUUUUUUUUUUUUUUUUCUUUUUUCUUCUCCCCCCUUACCAUUUUUCACCUUGGUCAUUUGGCCAAAAAUACAUAACAUAAACACACGUUUUUAGUGCUGAUGGUAACCUUUGUGAAAUUUUCCUAAUUGGGCCUUAAAAAAACGGAUAAUGGCUGGUUGGAACCUUUCUGUAACCUAUUGGUUUCACCAGAUCCUUAGUAAGUACUGAAAUUGAAACCAUGUGCACUUUUGGUGAUUUUGUUAUAAUGGAAGGUAAACUGAGCUUGUUUCUUUUCAAACCUAGAUGUGUCGACAAGCAACAUAAAGGAGGACUUGGGGGAAAGGACCACUUACUCGGUAGUACUCAGUCCAUCAGAAGAGUCCUUGGAACAAGCAACUGGCUAUUGAAAAAGGUUAUUUUGUAACAUUUUGUCUAACUUUUUACUUGUUUUAAGCUUUGCCUCAGGUGGCAAACUCAUUUUAUGUGCCAUUUUUUGCUGUUAUUCAAAUUUCUUGUAAUUUAGUAAGGUGAACGACUUCAGAUUUCAUUAUUGACUUGGAUAUUUGAGGUAAAUUUUCCUUUUUGUUUAUAUAGUGCUGACUUUUUUUGUUUGGAAUUAAACAGAUUGGUAACCUAAUUUGUGGCCUCCUGACUUUUAAGGAAACCUGUGCAGCCAUUACACACAGCCUAAAGCUGUCAAGAGAUUGACUCAACAUUGCCUUCCUACCUUAAAAUUAAAAACCUACAAAAGUUGGUGUAAAUUUAUUUGUAUAUGUUAUUUACCUUCAGGUCUAAAUGGUAAACAGAACCCAAAUUUGUAUAAAGACUUUUCAGGUGAAAAGACUUGAUUUUUAUUUUUUUGGGAAGGAUUGUUUACCAAACACAAUUCUAAUCUCUUCUCUUAUGUAUUUUUGUGCACUAGGCGCAGUUGUGUAGCAGUUGAGUAAUGCUGGUUAGCUGUUAAGGUGGCGUGUUGCAGUGCAGAGUGCUUGGCUGUUUCCUGUUUUCUCCUGAUUGCUCCUGUGUAAAGAUGCCUUGUCGUGCAGAAACAAAUGGCUGUCCAGUUUAUUAAAAUGCCUGACAACUGCACUUCCAGUCACCCGGGCCUUGCAUAUAAAUAAUGGAGCAUACAGUGAGCACAUCUAGCGAUGAUAAAUACACCUUUUUUUUUUUUCUUCUUCUUCCCCCCCAAAAUGGUAAAUCUGAUCAUCUUCAUGUACGAACUUAAAAUAUGGAAAAUGUUAAGGAAGCAAACAAAUGGUUUGUAAUUUUGUAAGUACUUAUAACAUGGUGUAUCUUUUUGCUCAUGAAUAUUCUGUACUAUAGCCAUUGUUUCUGUAGUUUAAUUAAAACGUUUUCUUGGUGUUAGCUUUUCUCAGAA
Messenger RNA from Cervus elaphus (red deer), 3015 nucleotides. It is a transcript of the gene SRSF2, whose product is annotated as serine and arginine rich splicing factor 2. NCBI's taxonomy places the organism in Eukaryota, Metazoa, Chordata, Mammalia, Artiodactyla, Cervidae. Bases 524 to 1189 code for a protein of 221 amino acids. The transcript is spliced from 3 exons. Gene Ontology annotation, molecular function: RNA binding. The record is from RefSeq and is a predicted model, not a curated record.